Molecule: messenger RNA, 2522 nt
Organism: Rubroshorea leprosula
Lineage: Eukaryota; Viridiplantae; Streptophyta; Magnoliopsida; Malvales; Dipterocarpaceae
Source: the annotation of a GenBank genome assembly
GGCAUUAACUACCAUACCAUUUGCGCACAAAAAAACGGAUCUCUCCUACCGAGAGAAAUUUCGGAGAAACUACAGAUUCAGAAAUCAGAAUUUCUAGAGAACGGAGGGAGGAGGGUGAGGAGAAAGAGUAGUUAUGGAAGGGAAGCUGAUAGAGAGACUGGAAGCGGCGGUAACGCGGCUGGAGGCGCUAUCGAGCCCAGCAGGAGUACUCUCGAGGGAGUUUCCGGUAGAUAUUGGUGGUGACGCGGUGAAGGAUCCGUCGAUUUUGGCAUUUGAUGAUUUGAUCUCUCAGUAUGUGGAUGUCGUUUUGGUUGCUGCGGAGAAGAUUGGAGGUCAGGUGCUGGAUGUGACUAAGAUUAUUGCUGAGGCGUUUUCUGUGCAAAGAGAGCUUCUAAUUAAGAUCAAGCAAACUCAGAAACCUGACAUGGCAGGCUUGGGUGAAUUCCUUAAACCAUUUAAUGAGGUGAUUAUGAAAGCUCAUAGAAUGACAGAAGGAAGGCGAUCUGACUUUUUCAACCACUUGAAGACUGCUACAGACAGUCUGACAGCUUUAGCAUGGAUUGCAUAUACUGGCAAAGAUUGUGGAAUGAGCAUGCCCAUUGCACAUGUUGAAGAAAGUUGGCAAAUGGCUGAAUUUUACAGCAACAAGGUUCUUGUAGAGUAUAAAAACAAAGAUCCAAAUCAUGUAGAGUGGGCAAAAGCUAUGAAGGAGCUAUAUUUGCCUGGUUUGCGGGAUUAUGUCAAAAGCCAUUACCCUCUAGGUCCAGUGUGGAAUGCUAGUGGCAAAAAAGUAUCUCCUGCUCCCGCAAAAGCUCCAACACCAGGUGCACCUGCUCCUCCACCUCCUCCACCAGCAUCUAUCUUGACCUCUGAAUCUUCUCAGCCUUCCUCAUCACGUCCAAAGGAUGGUAUGGCUGCUGUUUUCCAAGACAUCAGCUCAGGGAACAUCACUGCUGGUCUUAGGAAGGUGACAGCUGAUAUGAAGACGAAGAACCGGACAGACAGAACUGGUAUUGUUCCAGUCACUGAAAAGGAAACUCCUGCUAGUUCGUCUUAUUCUGUCUCCAAAAUAGGUCCGCCAAAACUAGAGCUUCAUAUGGGUCGCAAGUGGGUUGUUGAGAACCAAAUUGGAAAAAAGGACUUAGUUAUUGAUAAUUGUGAUUCAAAGCAGACAGUAUAUAUUUAUGGGUGCAAAGAUUCUGUUUUGCAGAUUCAAGGAAAAGUGAACAAUAUAACUGUGGACAAAUGCACUAAGAUAGGAGUUGUAUUCAAGGAUCUUGUUGCUGCAUGUGAGAUAGUAAAUUGCAAUUCUGUUGAGGUGCAAUGUCAGGGUUCGGCUCCAACAAUUUCAGUGGACAACACAGCUGGCUGUCAAUUAUAUUUAAGCAAAGAAUCUUUGGGGACAUCUAUAACAACAGCAAAGGCAACCGAGAUUAAUGUUUUAGUUCCUGGUGAUGAUACUGAUGGUGAUUGGAUUGAGCAUGCUUUGCCACAACAGUUCCUCAACGAAUUCAAGGAUGGCCGGUUCGAAACUACCCCAGUUUCCCACUCAGGAGGGUAACUGAGACUUGUUCUAAUCAAAAGUUUUGCUUCCUGUUUUCAUUCAUUUAUUAUUUACUUGACAGUUGCAGGGUGAUUUUGAUUUCUUUUAUACCCUCUAUUCAAUUGCUGUCUAUGUCUCUGUGCUGACUGGUGCAUUAGUCAUAUAAAUGCCAUGAUCUGGUCUUCUCCAACGGUUUACCACCGUCCAAACAUCCUCAUGACUUUAUUUAUUUAUUUAUCAUGUUUGUUACCAGUUGAGUGUUUUUUGUCGUGAGCUUUAGCCUUUUGCUGUCCCCAUCUGCUUAUAACUGGAACCUAUCUUUUGUAAUGAUUUUCUUUCGGAAAUGUUAUUUAUAUAUCUGUGUAUUUUCUGCUAUUCUGGAGAUAUGUUAUUCUAAAGUUGAAUCUCGUUUGAUUCUGGGUGUUGGUUGUUGUAGUUGGAAAUUUGGAAUAGUAAUAAAUUUGAUUGGAUAUAGAUGUCUGAAAACAAGAAGAAUCAAAGCAAAGAGUCAUUCUUCUUAAACCUUGAAGCCUAGACAAGUCCUUGUCCCAAUGUGAAUAUGUGAUUCAACUCACAACUACUCUUUUGAAUUAGCAUCCAGCAAUGUAUACGUUGCAGGGUUCAUGCCUCUGCUUUCUGAAGCAUGUUUUAUUAGUUAGACUUAGACAUACACGGUCCAAGUUCUUAGUAGCCAAGUCAAGUCUUUGUCAUCUAAGAGAAGAAUCCUGGAUGGUAGGGUGGGGUCUCAUAAAAAAUGGGGAACAGAGCAGAAUUCAUUCGCCGUUGUGAACAUGGCUGAAAUGUAGCUAUAACUUUUUUAGCUGUGCUUUCCAUUGAUAAUCACAUGGCAAAGGGACCCCCACUGACAAUCAUUUAUAUGUCUUUUUUCCCGAAUUGAAUUUUGUAGUACUAAUGUCACCAUGAUAGCUAGUUUUGUGGUCCAUAGAUUUAUUACGACCAAUAAUAUGCUGAGGCAUUG